UGUCCGCCAUUUUGUUUUGUGAAAGGUUGAUGGAGUGACGAAGUCAGGACGGUUUGACGAUGUUACGGGUCGGUCAGUGCUCGGGAAGGGUCCUGCGGGCUGCGACAACAUGCACAAACAUCAGGUGUGCCUCUCAGGCAGCCAAGGCGCCCGAAAAAAUCGAGGUGUUUGUUGAUGACAAGCGGGUACUUGUGGACCCCGGUACGACGGUGCUGCAGGCGGCCGCCAUGGUGGGCGUGGAGAUCCCCCGCUUCUGUUACCACGACAGGCUGUCCAUCGCAGGUAACUGCCGGAUGUGUCUGGUUGAGGUGGAGCGCUCGCCCAAACCGGUGGCGGCCUGCGCCAUGCCCGUCAUGAAGGGCUGGAAGAUCAAAACGGACUCGGACAUGACCAAGAAGGCGCGGGAAGGAGUCAUGGAGUUCCUAUUGGUCAAUCAUCCGCUGGACUGUCCCAUUUGUGACCAGGGAGGGGAGUGUGACCUGCAGGACCAGUCCAUGACGUUUGGCAGUGACAGAAGUCGUUUUACUGACAACGCCUUCUCCGGGAAACGUGCCGUCGAAGACAAAAACAUCGGACCUCUGGUCAAAACCAUCAUGACUCGCUGUAUCCACUGUACCAGGUGUAUCAGGUUUGCCAGUGAGAUAGCAGGUGUGGAUGACCUGGGCACAACAGGGCGUGGUGGGGACAUGCAGGUCGGCACAUAUGUUGAGAAACUGUUCAAGUCGGAGAUGUCAGGGAACGUGAUUGACCUGUGUCCGGUGGGAGCGCUCACGUCCAAACCGUACGCUUUCACCGCCAGACCGUGGGAAACCAGGAAGACAGAAACCAUUGAUGUGAUGGAUGCUGUGGGCAGCAACAUUGUAGUCAGUACUAGGUCUGGUGAAGUGAUGCGGAUCCUCCCUCGCCUACACGAGGACAUCAAUGAGGAGUGGAUAUCCGACAAGACACGGUUUGCGUACGACGGUCUGAAGCGACAGCGCCUGACCCAGCCCAUGAUGAAGGACGAUAGCGGGAGCCUGGGGCCGUGUACGUGGGAGGACGCCCUGCUGAGGACCGCGGGCCGGCUACACGGUGUGCGGGGGGAGGAGGUGGGGGCCGUCGUGGGGGGGCAGGUGGACGCUGAAGCUCUGAUCGCCCUGAAGGACCUACUCAACAGGCUGGGCAGUGAAGCACUCUGCACAGAGGAGAUCUUCCCCAUGAAUGGUGCGGGGACAGACCUGCGCUCCAACUACCUGCUCAACACGUCCAUCGCAGGUGUGGAGGAGGCAGACGUGCUGCUGCUGGUGGGGACAAACCCGCGCUUCGAGGCUCCACUCUUCAACACACGCGUCCGGAAAAGCUGGCUGCACAACGAUCUCCAGGUGGCGGUGCUGGGCGCACCUGUCAACCUGACGUACGAGUACGCCCACCUGGGGAAGUCUCCCAGCGCUCUACAGGACCUCAUCGACGGGAAACACCCGUACUCCAAGGUCCUGGCAGACGCCAAACGUCCCAUGGUGGUGGUAGGCAGCGAGGCUCUACAGAGGGGAGACGGGGCGGCUGUUCACAAGGCCGUCAGCGCGCUGGCACAGAAGCUGCGCACGACCAGCCAGGCAGACGGGGAGUGGCGAGUUCUGAACGUGCUGCACAGGGUGGCCAGCCAGGUGGCAGCGCUGGAUCUUGGUUACAAGGCGGGGGUGGACGCCAUCCGAGAGAACCCGCCCAAGGUGCUGUUCCUGCUGGGCGCGGACGGUGGCGCUGUUACACGUGAAGAUCUUCCCAAAGACUGCUUCGUUGUUUACCAGGGUCACCACGGCGAUGUGGGAGCACCUAUGGCCGACGUGGUCUUGCCAGCGGCGGCGUACACGGAGAAGACGGCCACGUACGUAAACACGGAGGGCCGCGCCCAGCAGACCAGAGCGGCCGUCAACCCGCCCGGGAUGGCACGGGAAGACUGGAAGGUCCUGCGGGCGCUGUCGGAGCUGGCCGGCCUCACGCUGCCGUACGACACGCUUGACGAAGUCCGAGGGAGGCUGCGGGAAGUUUCGCCCAACCUGGUGCGGUACGGAGACGUCGAAGACGCUAACUACUUCAAGCAGGCACAAGAGCUGUCAGGUCUAGUGGAGGGGAAAAUCAGCGCAUCACCCCUGCAGCCAACUCUGCAGGAACUUAAGGACUUCUUUAUGACAGAUUCUAUCAGUCGAGCCUCCCAGACCAUGGCCAAAUGUGUCAAGGCUGCAUCAGACGAGCAGGAGAGCAAGCAUACAGAAUACUAGCUUUCAAUUUCAGUGUGUUAUCUGGUGCAGUGAUGCUGCUUCAUACAGUAACAGGAUAUCAAUAUCAAAACCAGUGGGGAAAAUACAAAAGAAUUAAAAUAGGCUUGAUCUAAUUUGCUCCAAUGUAACAUAUAUAUAUAGAAAGUGUGAAGUAAACAAAAGAGUGCUAAAACCUGUAUUACUGCACUGUACAUGUACAUCCCAAAUGUGUUAGAAGUUCUUUUACCUUGAAACUACAUGACUGUAUAGGUACCAGAUAAGAGUCCAUACUGUUAUUGAAUUUCCACAUUAUCAGUUACAUUUCAAUGAAGAUGAAUGACAAAAUGUGACUUGCAGCUGUGUUCUACAUGCUUGUGACAAUAAAGUUGUGUUCAACAA
Messenger RNA from Branchiostoma belcheri (Belcher's lancelet), 2633 nucleotides. RefSeq names its product NADH-ubiquinone oxidoreductase 75 kDa subunit, mitochondrial-like. The transcript is spliced from 8 exons. The record is from RefSeq and is a predicted model, not a curated record. Gene Ontology annotation, molecular function: NADH dehydrogenase (ubiquinone) activity; iron-sulfur cluster binding. Gene Ontology annotation, biological process: ATP synthesis coupled electron transport. Bases 60 to 2255 code for a protein of 731 amino acids. Lineage: Eukaryota; Metazoa; Chordata; Leptocardii; Amphioxiformes; Branchiostomatidae. Gene Ontology annotation, cellular component: membrane.